GGCAUCUCUCUCACUCCAGCCCCUUCCUCUUCCUAAGAUACCCGUGUCUUCUACCUUCCUGUGGUAGAAGAGUGGAUGGGUUAAUUCCCUUCCAUAAUCCUCCCAGGACCUAGAGGCUUUCAGAUCAGGGCUGGGAGGGGCCCAGACAGUUCUCCCCAGGACCUCUUCUACCUUUGGAAUGCCUAUCACCUGGGGGAGGGGGGUGUCAGACAUCCCCCAGACCCAUCCUGCAUUCCACUCUAUCCAGAUUGAGGCCUAGAGAGGGGCGGAAGUCCUUUAGAGUCACAGGGAAUGGCAGCGCCUGGACUGAUACUCUGCCCAGCUGCUUUGCCUGACCCUCUCAGAGCAUAACUUCCGGACACCUGCACCUAGAAGCCGCCCAGUGCCCCGAGCUGUCUCCAUGGCCUGCCUGAGCUCCUCGCAGCUCCAGAAGUUCCGAGAGGAUGGGUUCCUGGUACUGGAAGGAUUCUUGUCUGCAGAAGAGUGUGUGGCCAUGCAACAGAGGAUUGGCAAGAUAGUGGCCGAAAUGGAUGUCCCUCCCCACUGCCGAACAGAGUUCUCCACCCAUGAAGAGGAGCAGCUUCGAGCCCAGGGCAGCACAGACUAUUUCUUAAGCAGUGGUGACAAGAUUCGAUUCUUCUUUGAGAAAGGCGUUUUUGAUGAGAAAGGUUUGGAGCGGGGUCCCCAGAGCUGGAGAGGAGACAUGGAAAUUUCCUGGUCCCUCCAGAGAAAUCCAUCAACAAAAUUGGCCAUGCUCUGCACGCCCACGACCCCAUCUUCAGGAGCAUCACACACUCUCCCAAGGUGCAGGCCUUGGCCAGAAGUCUGGGCCUCCAGAUGCCUGUGGUGGUGCAGAGCAUGUACAUCUUUAAGCAACCUCACAUUGGCGGUGAAGGAUGCCUCUUUCCUGUACACGGAGCCCCUAGGCCGGGUGCUGGGCAUGUGGAUCGCGUUGGAGGAUGCCACGCUGGAGAACGGCUGUCUCUGGUUCAUCCCUGGCUCCCACACCAGUGGCGUGUCAAGAAGGAUGGUCCGGGCCCCUGCUGGUUCAGCGCCUGGUACCAGCUUCCUCGGGUCAGAGCCAGCCUGGGAUAACAGCCUCUUUGUGCCCACCCCAGUACGGAGAGGGGCCCUGGUCCUCAUCCACGGAGAAGUGGUGCACAAGAGCAAGCAGAACCUCUCCGACCGCUCACGCCAGGUCUACACUUUCCACCUCAUGGAGGCAUCUGGCACCACCUGGAGCCCAGAGAACUGGCUCCAGCCAACAGCUGAACUGCCCUUUCCCCCGCUGUACACCUAAAGGUUCUCACAGGAUGGGAGCCCUGGACCCUCUCCGUGAAGCUGUGGGCUGCAAACACCAGCGCCUUGCUCGGCCUCCUGGUUGUAACAGGGAGGUCUCGGGGCUUUCCUCUUGCCCUGUGGGCAGCAGCCUGGGCGGGGUCAGGGCUUCCCCAAUAUUUUCACCUGUCUGCCUCCCUACUGCCCCAACACAGCCUUGAGGAGGCCUCUCAGCCACCAAAGAGUGCUGGCCCCUUCUCACUCUCCUCUCCUCUCAGAUGGAACUCUGGUUAUUAUGGUGUUAGAUAUUGAAUAAAAAUGACUUCAGAAUGCA
This is a messenger RNA of Cebus imitator (Panamanian white-faced capuchin), 1612 nucleotides long. It is a transcript of the gene PHYHD1, whose product is annotated as phytanoyl-CoA dioxygenase domain containing 1. The record is from RefSeq and is a predicted model, not a curated record. Lineage: Eukaryota; Metazoa; Chordata; Mammalia; Primates; Cebidae. The transcript is spliced from 12 exons. Bases 401 to 1300 code for a protein of 299 amino acids.